Fragaria vesca subsp. vesca is the source of this 390-nucleotide messenger RNA. RefSeq lists its product as uncharacterized. The coding region runs from base 1 to 390 and encodes 129 amino acids. The record is from RefSeq and is a predicted model, not a curated record. NCBI's taxonomy places the organism in Eukaryota, Viridiplantae, Streptophyta, Magnoliopsida, Rosales, Rosaceae. The transcript has a single exon.
AUGGAGUGGUUCUUCGGAAGUCGUUCGUAUACUGCCAGAAACAGAGAGAUCAUGGAUCAACGUCUGAAAGCUCUAUACUUCACAAAUCCAUGCAGGUACAAACCAAAUAUAUUUCGUAGGCGAUACAGAAUGCAACCUUGGGUCUUUAACAGGAUGAUGUGCGAUGUGGCCAACUACGAUCCAUAUUUAGUUCAAAGAAGAGAUGCGAUUGGGAGAGUCGGCCUAUCUACUGAACAAAAACUUACAUGCGCCAUGAGACAACUCGCAUAUGGGGUCACAGCCGACUUCUUUGAUGAUUACAUGGAUAUUGCAAAAUCCAUUGCCAUCGAGAUUUUGGAACACUUUACCAGAGCAAUAUGGAAUGUGUACCAUGAGCAUUACCUCCGCUGA